AGAGAGGGGUUUUAGCUAUAAACACCGUAUGAAAUGAAAAGCCGAAGACAAAGCCGGCUAAAACUCUGUCACAACACCACUGCCCAUUUUCAAUAGAUUCUACAAUCUGUCAAGAACUAAAAUAGUGGAACUUCCUCUAAAAAAAAUUUUUGUUUCUUGCUAUUUUUUUCUUACUACCAUUGUUCUUGUUUGAGCUCCUUCAACUACUUUUUUUUUUCUGUUUUUGAAUUUUCUUGUAUUGAAUAUUCAUCUUGUUUUGCUCUUUGUUUCUAUGUUGGUUCUCCUUUUUAUUGCCUUUUAUCUUACUCAUCUGAAAUAUCUUAUCUGAUCAGUUGGGAUAGGUAAAAGAUAAUAAAGAUUGCACUUUUAUUGAAUUUAAAGCACACCUAAAGAAUAUCUUUCUGGGCAUUUAUGGUGGGAUUGGAUUGAAGAGGAUGAGGGGUUGAUUGGUGUUAGUUGUGAAUCUGGUUUUGCCCAAGAACAGGGUUUUUUGAGAAAAAAGAAUUGAUCUUUGAGUGAGAGUAGAUGGGUUGUUUUCCUUGUUUUGACUCAAGGGAGGAGGAGAAGCUCAAUCCCCAUAAAGAGAGAGAUGAUCACAGGGAAGUCCAUCCAAGUAUCCCUUCCAGCAUAUCAAAAUUAUCAUCUGGGGGAGACAGGUUGAAAUCGAGGAGCAAUGUUGGGCCAAGGAAGGAAGCAUCAGGGCUCAAGGACUUGCCUGAUGCACAGAUUGCUGCACAAACUUUUACUUUCCGUGAGCUUGCUAAUGCUACAAAUAACUUUAGGCCAGAGUGUUUCUUGGGAGAGGGAGGAUUUGGACGUGUGUACAAAGGGAGGCUUUCCAAUGGCCAGAUUGUUGCUGUUAAGCAGUUGGAUAGGAAUGGGCUUCAGGGUAAUCGAGAAUUUCUGGUUGAGGUUCUAAUGCUAAGUCUUCUGCACCAUCCUAACUUAGUGAAUUUAUUGGGUUACUGCGCUGAUGGGGAUCAGAGGCUUCUCGUCUAUGAAUUUAUGCCCUUGGGAUCGUUAGAAGAUCACCUCCAUGAUCUUCCACCUGAUAAAGAGCCACUAGAUUGGAACACCCGAAUGAAGAUAGCGGCUGGUGCAGCCAAAGGAUUGGAGUAUCUCCAUGACAAGGCAAAUCCUCCGGUUAUUUAUAGGGAUUUCAAGUCAUCCAACAUAUUACUAGGUGAAGGCUAUUCUCCGAAGCUUUCGGACUUUGGACUCGCAAAGCUCGGUCCUACAGGAGACAAAUCACAUGUGUCUACCAGGGUCAUGGGAACUUACGGUUAUUGUGCUCCUGAGUAUGCCAUGACUGGGCAAUUGACGGUGAAGUCCGAUGUUUACAGUUUUGGGGUUGUCUUCUUGGAGCUCAUCACUGGGCGUAAAGCCAUCGACAACACCCUACCUCAGGGGGAACAAAACCUCGUUGCAUGGGCACGGCCGUUGUUCAAUGACCGUAGAAAGUUUGCAAAACUGGCGGAUCCAAGGCUGCAAGGAAAAUUUCCAAUGCGUGGGCUUUAUCAAGCUUUAGCUGUAGCUUCCAUGUGCAUCCAGGAACAAGCUGCUGCUCGUCCGCUGAUUGGCGAUGUGGUUACUGCCCUUUCUUACCUUGCAAAUCAGGCGUAUGAUCCGACUCUAGCUCCAGGCCACAGCAGUAGAACUGCUGGGGAUAAGGACGAUAGGAGCAAAGACGAGCGAGGUGGGAAGAUAUUGAGGAAUGAAGAGGGCGGUGCGUCUGGCCGGAAGUGGGACUUGGAAGGAUCUGAGAGGGACGAUUCUCCCAGAGAAACUGCAAAAAUGUUGAACCGGGACUUGGAAAGGGAACGAGCUGUUGCCGAAGCUAAAAUGUGGGGUGAAAAUUGGCGAGAAAAACGACGACAAAAUGCUGUAGGAAGUUUUGAUGGCACCAACGGGUAGCGGUUGCAGUAUGGUAUGGAUUCUGUAACCCACCUGAGCUCGCGCCCCCACAGAUUAGUGGUAUAUGCAUCAUACUCGGUUACUGGAGUUUAUACGAAAACCUAUGCAGCCAAUUUUUGUUCUUUUUGUUUUUAUAUCUCUACACCAUCUGUCGCUCCCCCCCGCACCGCCCACCAUCCACAUACAAACACACAUGAAGAGGAAGCGCUUCAAGAGUGUAUAUUCAGAGGUAUAUGACUGAGCAGAAGCUGCAGACGUGUCUGUAAACUUUUGAGAGUAAUCGUGUCCCAGGUAAUGAUGCUUCUGCAGGGCGUUCUGUAAACUUCUUAUGUGAAACCCAAAGUCAGUUUUCUUUGUAAUCUCCUUCUGUAACAUUCAACUUAUUGAUAUGUGUAUGGGGGAACUUUAUUAGAUAUGUCGUCUUUUUGCUUCUCAAUCUUUUCCCUUGGAUCAA
Messenger RNA from Sesamum indicum (sesame), 2368 nucleotides. It is a transcript of the gene PBS1, whose product is annotated as Protein kinase superfamily protein. NCBI's taxonomy places the organism in Eukaryota, Viridiplantae, Streptophyta, Magnoliopsida, Lamiales, Pedaliaceae. Gene Ontology annotation, biological process: protein phosphorylation. Gene Ontology annotation, molecular function: protein kinase activity; ATP binding. The record is from RefSeq and is a predicted model, not a curated record.